This is a messenger RNA of Mercurialis annua (annual mercury), 1620 nucleotides long. Its product is annotated as glucan endo-1,3-beta-glucosidase 7. Gene Ontology annotation, cellular component: plasma membrane. NCBI's taxonomy places the organism in Eukaryota, Viridiplantae, Streptophyta, Magnoliopsida, Malpighiales, Euphorbiaceae. Bases 68 to 1474 code for a protein of 468 amino acids. The transcript has 5 exons. Gene Ontology annotation, molecular function: hydrolase activity, hydrolyzing O-glycosyl compounds. The record is from RefSeq and is a predicted model, not a curated record. Gene Ontology annotation, biological process: carbohydrate metabolic process.
UCACCUUCAAAAAUGAUCACACCACGACUGGGAGUUUACUUGUGAAACAGAGAGAGCUUACACAAUCAUGGCGGUGCUUCUUUACGAUUAUACUGUUCCUCUGUUACUUCUUCUUCUCUCACAGACUGUAAGCAUCGCCAACUCGGAAUCGUUCAUAGGUAUAAAUUAUGGCCAAGUUGCAGACAACCUGCCACCGCCGUCAGCCACUGCAAAACUUCUCCAAUCUACGUCAAUUCAGAAGGUUAGGUUAUACGGGUCGGACCCUGCUAUAAUCAAAGCCUUAGCCAAUACCGGAGUUGGAAUCACUAUUGGUGCUUCCAAUGGGGACAUUCCUGCAUUAGCCUCUGAUCCAAAUUUCGCCAAGAACUGGGUCAGUACCAACGUGCUUCCAUUUUAUCCAGCCAGCCAAAUCACACUCAUCACUGUAGGCAAUGAGGUUAUAAUAUCUGGUGACCAGAAUCUCAUGUCGAAGCUUCUGCCGGCAAUGCAAAAUGUUCAGAAUGCUCUGAAUGAAGCAUCUCUUGGUGGUAAGAUUAAAGUAUCCACAGUUCACGCGAUGGCCGUGCUUAAGAAUUCAGAGCCACCUUCUGCUGGAAGCUUUGAUCCAAGUUUUGUAGAUUUGUUGAAGGGAUUGUUGAGUUUUAACAAUGCAACUGGUUCUCCUUUUGCGAUCAACCCUUACCCGUAUUUUGCUUACCAGAGCGAUCCAAGGCCUGAGACAUUAGCUUUUUGCCUCUUCCAGCCGAAUUCAGGACGUUUAGAUGGAAACACCAAGAUUAAUUAUAUGAACAUGUUUGAUGCUCAGGUUGAUGCUGUUUAUUCUGCUUUGAAUUCUAUGGGUUUUAAGAAUGUUGAGAUAGUGGUUGCUGAGACUGGAUGGCCAUAUAAGGGAGACAGCAAUGAAGUAGGGCCAAGUAUCGAAAAUGCUAAAGCUUACAAUGGCAAUUUGAUUGCCCACCUUAGAUCAAAUGUGGGUACUCCAUUGAUGCCAGGAAAAUCAGUGGAUACAUUUCUGUUUGCUUUAUAUGAUGAAAAUUUGAAACCAGGACCUGGUUCCGAGCGAGCAUUUGGACUUUAUAAGUCCGAUCUCACCAUGACUUAUGAUGCCGGACUCUCCAAGGACAGCCAGACUCCGACGACUCCAAAAACUCCAGCGAAUCCAUCACCAUCAACAUCACCAUCAACAAAACCAAAUAAAGCAGGAUGGUGUGUGCCAAAAGACGGUGUUUCAGAUGCCCAAUUGCAGGCUAAUCUUGAUUAUGCUUGUGGACAUGGGAUUGAUUGCAGUCCAAUUCAACCAGGUGGGGCUUGCUUUGAACCAAAUACAGUAGCAUCACACGCUGCUUAUGCCAUGAAUCUACUCUAUCAAAAUUCUGAAAGAAUCGCAGACAAUUGUGAUUUUUCACAAACAGCCACUCUUUCAUCUAAAAACCCGAGCUACAAUGCUUGCACUUACUCUGGGGGAAGCGCCUGAAAAGCUGAGAAAAGACCUUGUAUAAAUGUUAGAUACAAAUAUUUUGCUUGCUUCUGAAGAGAGGUCUAAUUAAUGUAUUCAUAUAUGUAUGUGAAAUUAGAAGCUUAUGUUUUAUGUGUAAUGGAAAAACUUUUUUGAUUGACUAA